This is a messenger RNA of Salvelinus fontinalis (brook trout), 8221 nucleotides long. Its product is annotated as cdc42 effector protein 4-like. The transcript has 2 exons. Lineage: Eukaryota; Metazoa; Chordata; Actinopteri; Salmoniformes; Salmonidae. The record is from RefSeq and is a predicted model, not a curated record. Bases 546 to 1652 code for a protein of 368 amino acids.
AAAGGCGUGGAAACGCGCAGAACGUUGCACCGGUGUACAGCAACGCCUGACAGAAGCACAGAGGACGCAUCAUAGCUGCUAUCUUACUCUGGAAAACAACUUCACUAUCUUAUUUUGGUGUUGGUUUUUUUCAAAAGAAAAAUAAUAGAAUUGGGAGUUUGGAAGAGUCGAUAGGAUAUAUAUUCUCUACAUUUUGCCUGGUCCCGUUGUUGAGCGGAGCCUAGCCUACUACAAGACAAGCCAACGUUGUUGUGUGAUGAACGCGCCCUUGUCUUGAACCUGGGGGCCCGUUGAAACUGUCACGCGGAUCAAAGCCUUGUGAAUGGGAUGCUUUUCACGAUUGAGCCACCCUGGAACUGAAGACGUGUUAUUGUUUCUGGGGACUGCAAUGAGUGUGACACGGAUCUACCUUGAAGACUUCCCCAUCACUUCUAUCUUUGAACUCUUUACAAAGAAAGAGAUCUGUCCUUCUGGGCUACUGACUGACUGACUGACUGUGUGUCUGUGUGACAGACUGUGAGUGUCCGAGGUGUGUGACCGCAACCAUGCCCAUCCUAAAGCAGCUGGUAUCUGGUUCGUCCCAGAGCAAACAGCUCCGCUCCCGUAUGGACCUGACCCGGGAGAUGAUCAGCGCCCCCCUGGGGGACUUCCGCCACACCAUGCACGUGGGGCGCAGCGGGGACGCCUUCGGGGACACCUCUUUCCUCUCCACCCACUCCGGGGAGGCCCCCCAUCAGGCCGAACCCCAGGCCCAUCCCCACUCCCCCCGCCCGGGCCUUUUAUCCAGAACCUUCCGCAGCAGCAAACGCUCCCAGUCCGUCACCAGGGUGGACCAGAGAGACUGCUCGCUAGCGCCACCCGGUGGCUCGCCCACCUUCGUGAAGAACGCCAUGUCUCUCCCCUUCCUCAAUGAUGAAAACGGUGACCAUGUUGAUGGAGGACACAGGGUGCCUAAGAGCCUCUCGUCCAGCCCACUGAAACAACUGAAUGAGCAGGAUGGAGGUGGAGGUACCUGGCCGUCUAAUGGGGCCGCUGCUGGGGCCCGCUCUCUGGAGCUGGAUGAGAGGAGCUUUGGGGAGCUGACUGACCUGCCAAGCCCCAGCCGCGGGUACUACGGAGGGGGGAUGAAGCACGCGGUGUCGGUCAUGUCGUUCCACAUCGACCUGGGGCCCUCCAUGUUGGGGGACAUCCUGGGGGUGAUGGAGAAGGAGGAUGAUGAUCUGGGAUACGAGGAGGGGAAGAGCAAUGAGGGACGGGCCUCUUCUACACUACUUCUGGGGAGGGAGGUGGGAGGAGAGGAGGAGGGAGAAGAAGAUGAACCGGAAGCUGAGCUGCUGCAGGAGGAGGCGGUCCCUGUACCUGUGAGUCCAACCAGCUCUGUAGAACCUGCGGUGGGAGAGGACGAGGGAGCACCCUACACCCCAGAGUACACCCCAGAGCCCCGCCCUAAACACCUGCAGCACCAAUUAGAUACCUGUUCUGUGUCCAGCUCCGCCUCUGGCUCCGCCCACGUGGAGCAGGAGAAACCAGCCGGACAGCUCCACGGGGGGGAUACGGACAGUGCCACUUUCAGCGCCCCACCUGAGGAGGAGGAGGAGCUGGGAAAGUUUUCUUCCUUCUUGGAGGACGAGGAUGAUGAGAUCCGUGUAUGAAACAAGACGUACAAGCUCAAACCAUAUACGGAGCGGAUAAGUGUUUAUUAAUACAGAUGGAUAGAUUCUAUACUGAGUGGAUAUGGAUGAGUACAGAUGGAUAGAUUCUAUACUGAGUGGAUAUGGAUGAGUACAGAUGGAUAUGGAUGAGUACAGUAUAAAGUCAACUCUAUAAAGCUCCACAUCACGACAGAGACGUAUAGAUUGGAUGGCUUACAGGAUGAGUACAGUAUAAAGUCAACUCUAUAAAGCUCCACAUCACAACAGAGACGUAUAGACUGGAUGGAUAUGGAUGAGUACAGUAUAAAGUCAACUGUAUAACGGCCCACAUCACGACAGAGACGUAUAGACUGGAUGGCUUACAGGAUGCUGUGGACGACGUGUUGAGUUGAUACAGGAAUGAAUGAAUUACUACUGUGGAUGAAACUACUCUAUAAAGGCCCAUAUUAUGACAGAGGUGUACAGUCUAUACUGGGUGGAUAUGGAUCACAGUAGCAGUACCUCCUCUGGUAGAGUGAAUGACGUGAAUUAAAUAGAAGAAGAAACUGAUAGUGCUCCCUCUGUCCUUCCUGUGAGAAAACAAACAUCUGGACAUAGUCAUGUGGACUGGGAUCUGUGGACUGGGAUCUGGGAUCCUGAUUCAGGGACAAAGAGAAAGACAGUCUGUAGGACACUGGCUCCUUCUGGAUGAAUACAAACCCCAUCUGUUACAUACAGAACAGCUUGCUAACGUCUCCCUCACACACACCACAUUACAGCGUCUGUCUGUGUCUGUCUGUGUCUGUCUGUGUCUGUCUGUCUGUCUGUCUACUGAGAGAACUGACAUGGAAGAGCAGUCCAAGUGUGUGAACUCAUGUAUUUAGGAGAGACACUUAAGAAAAUAACAUUUUGAUAAACAACAUGUCUUUGUUAAGCCUCUGUCCAGUGCUAUUCAUUCCCUUUACAUGUGUCAUAAUAAUAAGGGCUUUUCUUCAUUGUUGAUCUGUGCCAUUUCAUAUGAUGUAGCUCCUCUCUUGUUCUGUGCUCCUCUCUGCCUGUUAAGUGGAACUGUGUUGGUGUAAUCAAGUGGUCUGGCCGGAACAGAGAGCUACUGUUACCGUGGUGAUGGGGACCUGGCUGCCUGUCUGUCACAACAAAAAGGCUUGUGUUGUGUGUAUCACUCCACCAGCUGUGAUGAGGCUUUUUCCAUGCUAGAGCCUGGUAGAGAAUCGUGACUAGAGCCUGCUAGCUACAACAUUGUGACUAGAGCCUGCUAGCUACAACAUUGUGACUAGAGCCUGCUAGCUACAACAUUGUGACUAGAGCCUGCUAGCUACAACAUUGUGACUAGAGCCUGCUAGCUACAACAUUGUGACUAGAGCCUGCUAGCUACAACAUUGUGACUAGAGCCUGCUAGCUACAACAUUGUGACUAGAGCCUGCUAGCUACACUACUGUUCAAAAGUUUGUGGUCACUUAGAAAUGUCCUUGUUUUCCAUGAAAACAUACCUGAAAUAAGUUGCAAAAUUAAUGGGAAAUAUAACCAAGAUGUUGACAAGGUUAUAAAUAAUGAUUUUUUAAAAAUUGAAAUAGUGUCCUUCAAACUUUGCUUUCGUCAAAGAAUCCUCCAUGUGCAGUAAUUACAGCCUUGCAGACCUUUGGUAUUCUAGUUGUCAAUUUGUUGAGGUAAUCUGAAGAGAUUUCACCCAAUGCUUCCUGAAGCACCUCCCACAAAUUGGAUUGGCUUGAUGGGCACCUCUUACGUACCGUACGGUCAAACUGCUCCCACAACAGCUCAAUGGGGUUGAGAUCUGGUGACUGUGUUGGCCACUCCAUUAUAGACAGAAUACCAGUUGACUGAUUCUUUCCUAAAUAGUUCUUGCAUAGUUUGGAGCUGUGCUUUGGGUCAUUGUCCUGUUGUAGGAGGAAAUUGGCUCCAAUUAAGUGCCGUCCACAGGGUAUGGCAUUGCAAAAUAGAGUGAUAGCCUUCCUUCUUCAAGAUCCCUUUUACCCUGUACAAAUCUCCCAGUUUACCACCACCAAAGCACCCCCAGACCAUCACAUUGCCUCCACCAUGCCUGACAGAUGGUGUCAAGCACUCCUCCAGCAUCUUUUCAUUUUUUCUGCGUUUCAUGAAUGUUCUUUGUGAUCCGAACACCUCAAACUUAAAUUAGUCUGUCCAUAACACUUUUUUCCAAUCUUCCUCUGUCCAGUGUCUAUGUUCUUUUGCCAAUCUUAAUCUUUUCUUUUUAUUGGCCAGUUUGAGAUAUGUAUUUUUCUUUGCAACUCUGCUUAGAAGGCCAGCAUCCCGGAGUCGCCUCUUCACUGUUGAUGUUGAGACUGGUGUUUUGCAGGUACUAUUUAAUGAAGCUUCCAGUUGAGGGCGUGUGAGGCGUCUGUUUCUCAAACUAGACACUCUAAUGUACUUGUCCUCUUGUUCAGUUGUGCACCGGGGCCUCCCACUCCUCUUUCUAUUCUGGUUAGGGUCAGUUUGCGCUGUUCUGUGAAGGGAGUAUUACACAGCAUUGUACGAGAUCUUCAGUUUCUUGGCAAUUUCUCGCAUGCCCUUCAUGAAGAGCCAUGCUUCAUUUCUCAGAACAAGAAUAGACUGAUGAGUUCCAGAAGAAAGUCCUUUGUUUCUGGCCAUUUUGAGCCUGUAAUCGAACCCACAAGUGCAGAUGCUCCAGAUACUCAAUUAGUCUAGAGAAGGCCAGUUUUAUUGCUUCUUUAAUCAGAACAACAGUUUUUAGCUGUGCUAACAUAAUUGCAAAAGGGUUUUCUAAUGAUCAAUUAGACUUUUUAAAAUUAUAAACUUGGAUUAGCUAACAUAACGUGCCAUUGGAACAGGAGUGAUGGUUGCUGAUAAUGGGCCUCUGUACACCUAUGUAGAUAUUCCAUUAAACCUUUGAACAGUAGUGUAUAACAUCUUGACUAGCGCCUGCUACCUAUAGCAUCUUGACUAGAGCCUGCUACCUAUAACAUCUUGACUAGAGCCUGCUACCUAUAACAUCUUGACUAGAGCCUGCUAGCUAUAGCAUCUUGACUAGAGCCUGCUACCUAUCUACUACCUAUAACAUCUUGACUGGAGCCUGCUACCUAUAGCAUCUUGACUAGAGCCUGCUACCUAUAGCAUCUUGACUAGAGCCUGCUACCUAUAACAUCUUGACUAGAGCCUGCUACCUAUAACAUCUUGACUAGCGCCUGCUACCUAUAACAUCUUGACUAGCGCCUGCUACCUAUAACAUCUUGACUAGCGCCUGCUAGCUAUAGCAUCUUGACUAGAGCCUGCUACCUAUAGCAUCUUGACUAGAGCCUGCUACCUAUAACAUCUUGACUAGAGCCUGCUACCUAUAACAUCUUGACUAGCGCCUGCUACCUAUAACAUCUUGACUAGCGCCUGCUACCUAUAACAUCUUGACUAGCGCCUGCUACCUAUAACAUCUUGACUAGCGCCUGCUAGCUAUAGCAUCUUGACUAGCGCCUGCUACCUAUAACAUCUUGACUAGCGCCUGCUAGCUAUAGCAUCUUGACUAGCGCCUGCUAGCUAUAGCAUCUUGACUAGCCUGCUAGCUAUAGCAUCUUGACUAGCGCCUGCUAGCUAUAGCAUCUUGACUAGCGCCUGCUAGCUAUAGCAUCUUGACUAGCGCCUGCUAGCUAUAGCAUCUUGACUAGCGCCUGCUAGCUAUAGCAUCUUGACUGGCGCCUGCUAGCUAUAGCAUCUUGACUAGCGCCUGCUAGCUAUAACAUCUUGACUAGAGCCUGCUAGCUAUAACAUCUUGACUAGAGCCUGCUACAUGUCAGAACAAUAGAUCAUCUUGUUAGUUCAUUGUUACAUCAACACCAGUUCUGUUUCACAUUCUGACAUUUUCCUCACAUUAUCAGUGACAUGUUACAGACAUUCGUUGCUGUGACAUGUUACAGACAUUCGUUGCUGUGACAUGUUACACAAGUCACCUAUUUGUCGGUUGGUGUUUGUUGCCUCAACCUCUUGUCAUUUCCUGUAAUAAAGUGGACUGUGGGCGGGAGGAGAUUUCCCCUGUUUACCUAGCACUCUCCCAGCCUGAUGCUGUUGGUUUACCAGCGUUAGGAGGGUCGUAAAGCAGACCGAUGGAAGCAUAGGACCUGUGGUGAUUAUCAAACACUGGUUACAGCAGGACGUUUAGAGCAGAAGUGUGUGUACACCAAACUGAAGUGGGGAGAGGUGUGUGUGUUCCUCUUUCUCCACCUGCAGAUCAGGUUAGAUCAGUUUUGUGAAAUUCGGAUGCAAAUUCUCUGAUUCUAUUUGCCUAUGAUUUGUCUAUAUUUCUCUGCAAUGAAAAUCCUUCUGCAAGUGUGUGUCAGUCAGGUUCUGCAAUAAUGUCAGAGCUGACAGGCUACAGAGUGUCUGAUAAUAACAGCCAACCACUUCCUUCCUUCCCCACUUAGAAAGAGAAACUGUUCAUAGCUGCAGUAGUCUAGUGCACCACUAGUCCAGUGCACCACUAGUCCAGUGCACCACUAGUCCAGUGCACCACUAGUCUAGUGCACCACUAGUCUAGUGCACCACUAGUCCAGUGCACCACUAGUCCAGUGCACCACUAGUCCAGUGCACCACUAGUCCAGUGCACCACUAGUCCAGUGCACCACUAGUCCAGUGCACCACUAGUCCAGUGCACCACUAGUCUAGUGCACCACUAGUCUAGUGCACCACUAGUCCAGUGCACCACUAGUCCAGUGCACCACUAGUCUAGUGCACCACUAGUCUAGUGCACCACUAGUCCAGUGCACCACUAGUCUAGUGCACCUGGCCUGACUGCAUCAACAUGUCACUGCAUUCCAAAUGGCACCCUGUUCACUACAUUGGGCCCUGUAGGCCCGGGUCCAAGAGGGUGCACUAUAUAGGGUGCCAUUUGGAAUGCUGUUCUCACUCACCUCUAGGGCCCUCACUAGGGCGGUCCAGCUGUCUCACUAUUGAACUGGACCUUUUUAGUGUUCAUUAGGGCACACCGUAUCAAAAUGUUUUUGCAAUAGAAAAUGAACAUUUGUGUUGUUAUUGGAGACGUUCAGGUAGAAUCUCUCCACCUAAAUAUGCCCCUGGCUGGUAAUUAUAGCCUUAUGUUUUGUUAAACCAGACGCGGUGUUGUGCUCUGUUAAACCAGACGCUGUGUUGUGCUCUGUUAAACCAGACGCUGUGUUGUGCUCUGUUAAACCAGACGCGGUGUUGUGCUCUGUUAAACCAGACGCGGUGUUGUGCUCUGUUAAACCAGACGCGGUGUUGUGCUCUGUAACAUGUUGAUGAUGCUUUGUAUCUGGACAUACAGACAGAGAAUAUCUGUUAAAAUUACUAUUUAAUUACACAAAGUGUUGAAAGACGUGUAUAAACAGGGGCGCAACUUUCACUGGGGACAGGGGUCCCCCCCCACAUUCUGAAAUUGUAUUUUUGUCCCCCCCAGUUUUAUCAUUGGAAUGUGAUACUAAAUGUGGCAACGGUGUGCUUUAGGACCAUGUGGACGCCUCCCGAGAGGUUGGGUUUGGAGUGUUUAUCUGAUGGGAUAUUUUUUGUUUGUUUGUUGAUAUGUCCCCCCCCCACCCCCCACUUCUAAAACCAAAGACACGCCCCUGUGUAUAAAUAUGUGUGUCUGGCUUCAGAAAGAAAAGCAUUAUUGAAGAAGACGACUGCUUCACAGGUAUCUAUCUGUACGGGGAUGCAUUAAGGUGGCUGACUGUUCCUUUUUUUACACUGUGUGAGAUCUGUCAUUGUUCUAGUGUGGGCAGCAGUGAGUGAAUAUGCCAGUGAACAUACCUUAUUCUUAAUAGUGACGUCUAUAUCUAUAUAAGAUGUUAUAAGUCUCAGUCAUAACUCGGUCCCAAAUCGCACCAUAUUUCCUAUAUAGUGACCUACUUUUUACCAGGGUCCAUAGGGAAUAACCAGGGUCCAUUCAUCCUAAAUGGCACCCUUUUCCCUAUAUAGUGCACUAGGGACCAGAAGUAGUGUACUGUAAAGGGAAUAGGGUGCCAUUUUGGAUGAAUCCUAAGACUGACAAUGAGCAUCAGUAAUAUAAUCACAAAUAACUUUGGUUAUGGAGCUCAAUGUUAUGAGAGCCUGCCAGACUUCUGGUCCUUCCUCCUUGAUUGGUUAAUCACUGUAGAUAUCCAGUUAAAUGGCCAAUAUUCUGGCUCUGCUUCUUUGUUGAUUAAUCAUUGUACUUUUUUUAUCAGUUAUUAAAAGGCUCCCUCUCUGAUUUCAGACGAGCCAGAAAUAAGUACUGUAAUUGUUUCAACAUUUUAUCUCCUAGAAAAGAAGAUGGAAAAACAUUGAAUUUAUUUGUUACAGUAUAGUCAUUGUAGCCUGGUUGACGAGGCUCUUCACAGUUCUCUCUUCACUUUAACACUAACAGUCAAAUAUUCACAAUUACCCAUGUUUAAAAUCAUGAGGCUGCAAUGAAAGCAAAAUGGAGGAUUCUGUUGCCAAUACCUAGGUAUAUUUGUGUUGAAGCUGUAUAUUAUCUCUUGCUAUUCUUUGUCUUUAUGUGAAUAAUGUGUGUUUUACACGCUCUCCUUACUCUCCCAGAGAACUGCUCUAUUGUGUAAUAAAACACAAGCUGACCGUCA